Molecule: messenger RNA, 1755 nt
Organism: Arthroderma uncinatum
Lineage: Eukaryota; Fungi; Ascomycota; Eurotiomycetes; Onygenales; Arthrodermataceae
Exons: 1
Coding region: 1-1755 (584 amino acids)
Biological process (GO): transmembrane transport
Molecular function (GO): transmembrane transporter activity
Source: RefSeq, a predicted model, not a curated record
AUGGUCGGAGCAGCUCGUCCAGACCAUAGCCUCGGCGAGAUAGGGAACGAGGAAGAAAAGUACCCUCUCAACAAGAGGAAUGAUUCCUCUCUCUCCCUCUGUCAGCAACAUGAUCUCAAAGCUCAAGAAGAAGACGAGGAUGAUGACGAGGCAACGGCGUCUUGGGCGACUAUGCCAAAGAAACGGCAGCUCGCCCUCUUAACAUUUGCACGGUUUUGUGCAGCUCUGAUUGACGGUAGCCGGCAGAGCUACAUCAUUUUCCAGCUCAAAUCAUUCAGACUCCCGGAUGGCUCUGCGCCCAGUGCCGCUACCCUGGCAUUCCAAGUCUCCGUCCUGGGGUUCGCUACCGCCGUCCCUCAGCUUGUCAUGUCGACUGUGUGGGGUAUACUGGCCGAUUCCCCCCGCGUAGGACGCAAGCGUGUUAUAUUGAUCGGCCUCGUUGUGAGCGGUAUAGGGAGUCUAUCGCUUGGAUUCACCACCAGCUUCAUGGGGGUUAUCGCGUGCCGCUUUCUCGUUGGCAUGGCGGGCGGCAACAAGAGCGUGAUGCGUGCCAUGAUCAAGGAGAUUAGCGGAGACAAGUUUGAGUCUCGGGCCGUGUUACUGCUUCCAACGGCCUUUAACGUUGCGUCUGUAGUCGGGCCGCUGUUGGGUGGAUUGCUGGCAGACCCUGCCGCAACAUAUCCGGGUGCGUUUGGACCAAGAAGCUCCUUGGGCCGGUGGUUACAGAGAUGGCCAUAUGCGGUACCAAACAUGUUCAACGCCAUGAUCAGUAUUUCGUGUGCCAUAUUGAUGGCUUGUCUACUCGAGGACACGUAUCGAGACGUGAAACGCCGGUCUGCAUCAAUCAUACCCGAUUGGGCCAAAAAGUUCUUCAGACGGAGGUCCCAGCAGGCCUAUGAGAGAGUUGCUGCGGAUGAGCAUCUUGAGAUGGACGACCAAGGACCGAAUGCAUCGCCCAAAGCUGAAGCUGAAAUCAAAACUCCUGCUCCCGUCAGCAUCUGGACACGACGUUUGGGUAUAACGCUCCUCGCUCGAGGGCUGAUGACGAUGCACAUCGGCACCUAUCCGACUCUCCUGAUGAUAUUUAUAUCGACUCCUCGCUACAACCCGGACAGCGGCUCAUCAGGGAAAACGGAUAACGGCGCCCUGUCGGUCCCGCCCAACUACCACCCACAUGCGCCCUUCGUCUUUACUGGAGGCCUCUCCUUCAAACCAAGUGAUAUCGCUACGGCCCUUGCUAUUCGAGGCAUCGUAGGCCUGUUGCUCCAGCUACUGUUCUUCCCGUACCUCAAGCGAGUCUUUGGCACCGUCAGGCUAUAUCGGUACACCCUCCUGGUCUUCCCGAUAACCUAUUUCGUCACUCCGUACUGGGCUACCGUUUCGUCGACGACAUUGCCACCUUUGCCGUCUGCUGGAGUUACGCUCUGGAUUUUCAUUUCGGUCAUCUUGGCCAUCCAGUCAACGGCUCGUUCCUUUGCUCUCCCUUCAGCUAGCAUGCUCCUCAACGCCGCAAGUCCAGGCCGCUCGUCGCUUGGCACCGUCAAUGGUCUCGGCCAGAGCGUUUCAUCGGCAGCCAGAACAGUAGGGCCAUUGCUGAACGGCUGGAUGUACGGUGUAGGACUUAGAAACGGCGUCGUGGGCACUGCCUGGUGGGUUUUGGCUGCUGUGGCCGUUUCGGCUGCUGUGGCUAGUGCUUGUCUGACACCCGAGAAGAAUACCGGAGAGAAGCGCAAGUCUAUGCAGACCGAACCUUAG